This is a messenger RNA of Racocetra persica, 149 nucleotides long. Lineage: Eukaryota; Fungi; Glomeromycota; Glomeromycetes; Diversisporales; Gigasporaceae. The record is from the annotation of a GenBank genome assembly.
UUAAUGCCCCAUGUGCUGCGUUACGCAGCACAUGCGAUUGUCGAAGUGAAGCGGAGACUAUCAGUGUACAGUAUGUGAGUGACGGACAGCGAAAAUCUAUAAACCAAUUCACUUUAUCGGGUUCGACCUCUCAAAAAUCUGAUUACGCG